GUUAUUUAUUUUUCGUUCAUCGCGGUUUUGUUUACGUUUUUACGUUCACGCCAUGUCAAAUCCUCAGGAGGAGCUUUUGCCGCCCAAUGCCGAAGACGAUGAACUAACAUUGCCACGGGCGAGCAUAAAUAAAAUAAUUAAAGAGCUGGUGCCUACGGUACGCGUUGCCAACGAAAGUCGUGAACUGAUUCUCAAUUGUUGCUCCGAAUUUAUCCACCUGAUCAGCUCAGAGGCGAACGAGGUGUGUAAUCAGCGCAGCAAGAAAACCAUUAACGCCGAGCAUGUUCUCGAGGCUCUCGAUCGCCUCGGCUUUCGCGACUACAAACAAGAGGCCGAAGCUGUGCUGCACGACUGCAAGGAGGUGGCAGCGAAACGACGCAGACAGAGCACGCGUCUAGAGAAUCUGGGCAUACCCGAAGAGGAGCUGCUGCGCCAGCAACAGGAACUGUUUGCCAAGGCUCGCGAAGAGCAGGCACGGGAAGAGCAACAACAAUGGAUGAGCAUGCAAGCAGCUGCCGUCCAACAAAGCAAUGCACUGAUUCAGCGACCCGCGCAAUCGGACAAGGAUGCAAGCGGAGGUGGCGGCGGCGGCGCAAAUAGUAGCUUUGUGAGCAAGCCCAGUGAGGAUGACGAAGAUGAUGACGACGAUGACUACUAAACGAACGAGUUUAUUUGCUUUGCGCUUAAUGUAAUUUGUAAUAAUUAUAAUUAAACUAUUGUCAUAAGUCAAAUCUC
Molecule: messenger RNA, 735 nt
Organism: Drosophila navojoa
Lineage: Eukaryota; Metazoa; Arthropoda; Insecta; Diptera; Drosophilidae
Gene: NC2beta
Product: negative cofactor 2beta
Biological process (GO): negative regulation of transcription by RNA polymerase II; RNA polymerase II preinitiation complex assembly
Cellular component (GO): negative cofactor 2 complex
Molecular function (GO): RNA polymerase II general transcription initiation factor activity; protein heterodimerization activity; TBP-class protein binding
Source: RefSeq, a predicted model, not a curated record